Pungitius pungitius (ninespine stickleback) is the source of this 816-nucleotide messenger RNA. RefSeq names its product CMP-N-acetylneuraminate-beta-galactosamide-alpha-2,3-sialyltransferase 2-like. Gene Ontology annotation, cellular component: membrane. Gene Ontology annotation, molecular function: beta-galactoside (CMP) alpha-2,3-sialyltransferase activity. The record is from RefSeq and is a predicted model, not a curated record. Bases 1 to 816 code for a protein of 271 amino acids. The transcript has 8 exons. Gene Ontology annotation, biological process: sialylation. NCBI's taxonomy places the organism in Eukaryota, Metazoa, Chordata, Actinopteri, Perciformes, Gasterosteidae.
AUGGCAGACGGUGGACCACAGGGCCAGUCCAGGGCUCAGCUGCAGCAGUUCCCAGUGGGGGAGCCCAUGCAGUGGCUGGGGCGCAUACAGCCUGAAGGACGUAGCAUCAGUGACUACGCAAAAAACAAGGAAAGGGUUUUUCAGCUGAUCCCAGCCAACCCUCCUCUUGAAGCACCCACCCCUGGCCGCUGCAGGACUUGUGCUGUGGUGGGAAAUUCUCGUAAUUUGUUGAAAUCACAUUACGGACCUUUUAUAGAUUUCCAGGACUACGUCAUAAGGGGUCAUAUCAAAGGCUUUGAAGCAGAUGUUGGGAACAGAACAACUCAUCGUGUCAUGUAUCCAGAGAGUUCUUCUCAGUUGGAUAACACCACUCAUCCAGUGCUGUUUACAUUUAAGAUAAGAGAUCUUGAAUGGAUUACGAAGGUUCUGAGCACACAACCUUCUGGAAAGCCAAGAAAAUCGAUCUUCAACAAGGAUUUGGUGAUGGUUGUUAACCCGGCUUUUAUGAGGAAUAUCCAUGAAGUGUGGAUGCAGAAGAAGGGCACUUAUCCCUCCACCGGCUUCAUGGCUUUGGUUCUUGCCCUGCAUAUUUGUGACGAGGUCCAUGUGUUUGGUUUUGGAGCAGACAGUGAUGGAAACUGGAGUCAUUACUUUGAAAAACUCACUGACAAAUAUCUAAGAACUGGACCACAUGCUGGAAAUGAAGAGUAUAAAAUGAUCCUGCUCCUGUGCUGGCUGCGCCUGACAUUACUCGACCUUCCCAGCUUGAGGUGGAUGCCAGUGCCGCUGGUGCGGUGUUGUUUGAUGGUGACGUGA